Messenger RNA from Aspergillus nidulans FGSC A4, 1648 nucleotides. RefSeq names its product RuvB family ATP-dependent DNA helicase pontin (gene rvb1). The transcript is spliced from 4 exons. Gene Ontology annotation, cellular component: R2TP complex; nucleus; Swr1 complex. The record is from RefSeq and is a predicted model, not a curated record. NCBI's taxonomy places the organism in Eukaryota, Fungi, Ascomycota, Eurotiomycetes, Eurotiales, Aspergillaceae. Gene Ontology annotation, biological process: regulation of transcription by RNA polymerase II; chromatin remodeling; box C/D snoRNP assembly. Gene Ontology annotation, molecular function: ATP binding; DNA helicase activity; 5'-3' DNA helicase activity. The coding region runs from base 95 to 1471 and encodes 458 amino acids.
UUUUCCAUAUUGGGUUCGUUGUCUUUGAAUUGGCUACCUAGUAUAUUCUGAUCUUCCCCGUGUCUUUUGAAAGAACUCUCUUCCCGCAUUCGUCAUGGUCCAAAUCAGCGAGGUCAAGGGCAAUUCGCGCGACAACAGAACAGCUGCCCACACGCAUAUCAAGGGCCUCGGCUUACGUCCAGAUGGUACUGCGGAAGUCUCCGGCGAUGGCUGGGUAGGACAGGCCGCCGCUCGAGAGGCAUGCGGGGUCGUGGUAGACUUAAUCAAGGCUAAAAAGAUGGCGGGCCGGGCGGUUCUUCUUGCUGGUGGCCCAGGGACUGGAAAGACCGCUCUUGCCCUUGCUGUGUCUCAGGAACUUGGGACGAAGGUUCCUUUCUGCCCGAUCGUUGGUAGUGAAAUCUACUCCGCUGAGGUCAAGAAAACCGAAGCGCUUAUGGAAAACUUUCGGAGAGCAAUUGGACUCCGUGUGCGGGAAACGAAAGAGGUAUAUGAAGGCGAAGUCACAGAGCUCACACCCCAGGAGGCUGAGAAUCCACUGGGGGGCUAUGGUCGCACAAUAAGCCAUCUUAUUAUCGGAUUGAAGUCUGCUAAGGGCACAAAGAAGCUGCGCCUUGACCCCAGCAUUUACGAAGCGAUCCAAAAAGAGCGCGUCACUGUCGGAGAUGUCAUUUACAUUGAAGCGAAUACGGGAGCUUGCAAACGAGUAGGGCGAUCUGACGCCUACGCAACCGAGUUCGACCUGGAGGCCGAGGAGUACGUUCCAGUUCCGAAGGGUGAAGUCCACAAGAAGAAGGAAAUCGUGCAAGACGUCACAUUACACGACCUAGAUAUUGCCAACGCUCGGCCGCAAGGUGGUCAAGAUGUUAUGAGCAUGAUGGGACAACUUAUGAAGCCCAAGAAAACCGAAAUCACAGACAAACUUCGGCAAGAGAUCAACAAGGUAGUAAACCGCUACAUCGAUCAAGGUGUCGCUGAGCUUGUUCCUGGCGUUCUCUUCAUUGACGAGGUGCACAUGCUGGAUAUCGAAUGCUUCACAUACCUCAACCGCGCCCUCGAGUCCUCGAUAUCGCCCAUCGUUAUCCUCGCCUCAAAUCGCGGUCACACCGUCAUCCGUGGCACUGACGAUAUCUCCGCCGCCCACGGUAUCCCUCCCGAUCUCCUCGCUCGUCUCCUCAUCAUCCCUACGCACCCUUACUCACCCGACGAAAUCAAGACCAUCAUUCGUCUCCGCGCCAAGACGGAAGGCCUCAACAUCACCGAUCCUGCUCUAGACAAGGUUGCCGAGCACGGUAGCAAGGUCAGCUUGCGGUAUGCCCUACAGCUGCUGACACCGGCAAGCAUUCUUGCGCGGGUCAACGGGCGGCCUGGAGGGAUUGAGGAGGCAGACGUUACGGAGUGCGAGGACCUCUUCCUUGAUUCUAAGCGAAGUGCGGCAAUUGUCAAUCAGGAUAGUGAGAAGUUUCUUUAUUAAUGAUCUUUGGUUUGCGGAUAAGACGGUCUAUCCCGGAGUGGCUUGGGGUUGUCCUGCACGUCAAAGUAAGAGGGUAGGAGGGCGCAAAAGAAAAGCUUAACAGACGAAGUUCCUGGGUAAUAGUAUGUAUACCAUGUUUUAUGUGUUAAAAGAUUUAAUGUAAUGGAAAGGCGAAAU